Messenger RNA from Dioscorea cayenensis subsp. rotundata (Guinea yam), 1138 nucleotides. RefSeq names its product tetratricopeptide repeat protein 1. The transcript has 5 exons. The record is from RefSeq and is a predicted model, not a curated record. Bases 134 to 814 code for a protein of 226 amino acids. Lineage: Eukaryota; Viridiplantae; Streptophyta; Magnoliopsida; Dioscoreales; Dioscoreaceae. Gene Ontology annotation, molecular function: protein binding.
UUGUUGUUCUCGAAGUCUCUUCAAAACCCAUCAGCCAACAAAACUCCUCCUUUUUUUCUUUCAAUUCCUGUUGCUUGGAAACCCUAGUUUCUUGAAAUCGAACCAAGAUCAUUCCUUUUUGAUUUGGAAAGAAAUGGUUUUGAUCGAGCAGGAACCCGAUGAUGCCAAUGAACAAUCUCGGAGCAGUCCGUCAACGGGAGCUGCCGCCGUUCCUGAUGCCGAUUCUAGCGAUGAGGAACCCUUCGAGGAUGCCCUAAACGAAGAGCAAUUGCUGGAGAAAGCUCGGAAUCAAGUAAAUGAUGCUAAGAUUGAAGGGAAUAGGCUGUUUGGGAGUGAUCAGUAUGAGGAUGCAUUGUCAAAAUAUGAACUUGCGUUACAACUUGCUUCGGAAGGGCCUGAUUCUGAAGAAAUUCGUUCUAUGUGCCAUGCUAAUCGUGCCAUAUGUUUCCUGAAAUUGCAAAAAUAUGAUGAUACAAUCAAAGAGUGUACUAAGGCACUGGAGCUGAAUCCUUCUUAUGUAAAAGCGUUACUUAGAAGAGCGGAGGCACAUGAAAAGCUAGAUCACUUAGAAGAGGCUAUUGCUGAUAUGAAAAAAAUCAUGGAACUGGACCCUUCGAAUGACCAGGCUAGAAGGACGAUACAAAGAUUAGAGCCAAUACUUGCUGAGAAAAGAGAAAAGAUGAAGGAAGAGAUGAUUGGAAAAUUAAAGGAGAUGGGAAAUUCCGUGUUGGGUCGAUUUGGGAUGAGUGUCGACAACUUCAAAGCUGUGAAAGAUCCUAACACAGGUUCAUACUCCAUCUCUUUUCAGCGGUAGUCAUCUUCAAGUCUAGCAAGAAGCAGAAUAAAUAUUAUGUCCUUAAGUGAUGCAUGCUGGGAAAAUUAUAUAAUGUUUGGCUGAUAUCAUAUUUUUUGAGUCAGCAGACAUUGUCAGCUAUAUAUAUGUAUCACACAAAGUUGGGUUUUGGUUUGAAGUUGCUUGGUUGGUGACCCGGUUCCAAAUAUAGCAUGGUUUUUCGUAUGUUAAUUCAUAUUGCUCAAAUGAUUCGUGGAAUCUUAUUUCUUUGUUUGUUUUUUGUUUUUUGUUUUAAUAUUAUUCAGCUUUGCUGAUUAAUGUUUGAUUUACUUUACUCUCAAGUGA